Messenger RNA from Colletotrichum fioriniae, 870 nucleotides. NCBI's taxonomy places the organism in Eukaryota, Fungi, Ascomycota, Sordariomycetes, Glomerellales, Glomerellaceae. The record is from RefSeq and is a predicted model, not a curated record.
AUGGAUUCAAUGGCGCGGGAUGGAUCUGUUGACGAUGCUGAAAAGGAGAUCCUGGAGCUGGAGGCACGCCUCAAAGCUGCCAGGGGAAAGUUGAAUGAUCUCAAAGGAGAUACACAAGUACCCGUCGAAUCUCUACCGUCUCGAGGUCUCUCAUCAAAACCCUCAUACUCAGCCCUGCCCCUCGGCUCCUUCGCCUUCAGCAGCGGCCUCGAGUCCUACUUAGCCCACACCCGGCCCCGCUCCUCCUUCAACACCUUCCUCCCGGAAUCCAUCUCCGCCUACGCCUCGACGACUCUACCCUUCGUCCUAGCAGCGCACCGCUCGCCCUCCGACGUCGCGGACCUAGACGACCAACUCGACGCCGCAAUCAUCUGCACCGUCGGCCGCCGCGCCUCCAUCGCCCAGGGCCGCGCCUUACUCUCCAUCUGGGAACGCUCCUUCGCCUCCUCCCUCCCCGCCCCUGUUGUCGAGACUCUCCAGCCGUACGCGGCGCUUCUCAAGACGGCCACCUCGUCGCGGUCAGUGUCGUCGACUGCAGACGACCAGGCUGAACCCCCGCUCGUCUUCGCUCACCUGGCCCCCCUCUUUGGCGCAAUCUGUAACCUCGUGGGCCUCACCCUGCAGCAGACGGCCUACAUCUUCAUGAUGGGCCACGUUAAGGCCCUCAUCUCGGCCGCCGUGAGAGCCAGCAUGUUUGGACCGUACCAGGCGCAAAAGGUGCUCGCGAGCACACAGGUCCAGCAACUCAUCUCUGCCGCCAUUGAACGGGAGUGGGGCACGCCCGUCGAGAGGGCCGGGCAGACGAUGCCGGUCAUGGAUCUAUGGAUAGGCAGACACGAGGUUCUAUAUUCACGAAUAUUCAACAGUUGA